Molecule: messenger RNA, 4186 nt
Organism: Syngnathus acus (greater pipefish)
Lineage: Eukaryota; Metazoa; Chordata; Actinopteri; Syngnathiformes; Syngnathidae
Product: NACHT, LRR and PYD domains-containing protein 14-like
Exons: 10
Coding region: 205-3090 (961 amino acids)
Molecular function (GO): protein binding
Source: RefSeq, a predicted model, not a curated record
AAUAUGGCAGCCGCGCUGAACCAGUCCAACUGCCAAAUGCGGAUACUAUUUCAUAAAAAAAAGUCUGUGUCUGGCAGAAACAAGACGAGGCGGUGCACGUUUCUUGGUUUCGUUUCUGGACUUCAGGACAGAGACGGCAAAGCUUUCGAAUGAACUGCGUUAUUUUCUGCUUCAUCCUACAAACUUUGAGCAAUAAUUUCCAACAUGGAGGAAACAGAUGUCCAACGUGUCCAAAGGUCCCUAAAAUCCACACUGAAGAAAAAAUAUCACAGACAUAGGGAAGCACUUCCUGUAAACGCCAUACUACCAUCAAGACUUCACCACAAGACUAACCUCAAGCCUAAUUCUAUCCAACAACAUGAAGUUAGCUCUGUGGAUAAAUCUGACCUGCGUACUUGGCUAGUUGGUACAACAGUUCUACUUGAAGACAUUGUUAAUUGUGACUGCAAACAUGGUACUAGCCAAAGAACAUUCAUCACGUUUGGGGUAUGUGGAGUUGGGAAAACCACAGCUGUGCAAACGUUUGCUCUGGACUGGGCUAAUGGCAACCGGCACCAGGGCAUCCACCUCCUCCUUCCAUUUUCUUUCUGGGAGCUGAAUUUAAUCAAACGCAAAGUAAGCUUUAUUGAGCUUAUCCACAUGUUUUACCCAAAUUUGCAGAGGCUUACCACGUUCAGCCUGAAUGAAUGUAAUAUUUUAUUUGUCUUUGAUGGACUGGAUGAGUACCAUUUGUCGCUAAACUUUCGCUGCACUACAGUGAGUGACAUUUUCGAAGCUGCCCCAGUGGAUACUCUACUGACAAAUCUGAUUAAGGGCAAUUUGUUUCCAAAAGCCCAUCUGUGGAUAACAACCCGGUAUACUGCAGCAACAAAAAUCCCAGAAUGCUAUUUGCUUGAAAGAACAGUAGUGAGAGGAUUUGAUGAUGAACAGAAGGAGUUACACAUUAGGUCUGUCAUUGGUAGUGAUCAUCUCACCAAAAAAGCCUUUGACCAUGUGAAAAUAUCAAGGAGUCUCAAUUUCCUUUGCCAGAUACCACCCAUCUGCACAAUCAUGGCAACUGCCUUGAAGAAUCUUCUAAAAGCAGAUGAUGAUUUCAAAAUAACCCAUUUCACUUUGACUCAACUGUAUAUAGAGAUAGUGAAAAUGGCAAACUCUGAAUUCAUUUCCAAGCUGAAACGGCUGGCACUGGAUCGACUAGAAGAAGAGUUUGAUUACAGUGUGUUGUAUCGAGAUGACCUUUUACGGAGUAAGAUAAGUGUAGAGGAAGCCUCACUUUUCUCCAAAGAAAGUCCACUUCUGUUGAGAGAAGAGAAAGGACUGCAUGAUACCACUGUGUUCCGUUUUGGUCACUUGAGUGUUCAGGAGUUCCUAGCUGCUGACUGUAGAUUACAUGAAAUAGGUCCUUUUCAAUCCUCGUAUCUGUCGUUGGUGGACCAGACACUUGAGAGCAAAAAUGGAAAAUAUGACAUCUUUCUCCGCUUUAUCUUUGGACUCAUGAAGGAGCAAGGAUCAAUGAAUGACUCUCAUCCACUUUUUGUAUGCACAAGAAGUAUGAUCCUGACGAACAUAAUGUCUCCUAUAGCCGUGGUCUUGUUCCACUGUCUGAGGGAGUUUGACCUUAAAGCUUUCCUUUGGGAGGUUGAUUUUUUCUUGACAACAGGCAUCUGCCCAGACUCGAAUUUCUCUCCAACACACUGGGCAUUAAUGGCAAAAAGAGUCACAAAUUUUGAAGGUUGCCGAGAAACCGUCAACAUGCCAGUGUCUAAACGAUGUGAUGAGCAGGUUCUCGGGAAUCUACCAGACAUUUUGAAAUCCAGGAAAGCCAUACUGAGAUUUUCUAACCUGACAAACAAGUGUUGUCCAGCCUUUGCAUCUGUAUUGCGCACAAGCGAAUCAUAUCUGAGAGAGCUUGACUUGGGAUACAAUAGCAUCACUGACACUGGAGUCAAGAUGCUUGUGAAGGGCUUGACCAGUCAAAACUGUAGCCUGAAAAAACUCAGGCUACUUUGCUGUGAAGUGACGGCAGAAGGCUGUCGCUACCUUGCAAUUGCCUUGAAAAAAUGUGGGAAGCUGCAAGAACUGGAUCUCAGCGGCAAUCAUUUAGGAGACGAAGGACUGAAACAUCUAGCUGAUGGUUUGAAAUGUCUUGAAUGCCACCUACAAGUACUUAAAAUAUGUCAGUGUAACUUUGGUCAAAGGGGAUGUUCUUCUUUAGCGUUGGCUUUGCAGAAAAAUCCCACAAACAUGGGAGAGUUGAAUCUCGCCAUCAAUCAUAUUGGAGACAAAGGGGCCAAUGAGCUCUUCACCAGAUAUGAUAUAUCAAUGUUAACCAAACUGCAGAUGAAUUGCUGUGGCAUCACCACAUUGAGCUGCAAAAAUAUUGGGGAAGCGCUCAAGUCGGAAAGCAGCAACUUGGUGGAACUAAAUUUGAGCAACAACCAAAUAAAAGAUGCUGGCUUUGAGCUCAUUUGCACAGGAAUGUAUGCAUGGUCUUGUCUGGAAAUACUCAAUGUGUCAAGGUGUGGAAUUACUACUUCAGGCUGCUGUUAUAUUUCAAAGGUGCUGGGUUGUGUCUCUCAGCUCUACUCUCAUGGGGAAAGGCAAACAGAGUGGCAGGCAGCAGAGUUGAGAGAGCUCAACCUCACCAUGAACACUUUUGGAGACGCUGGAGUCAAAGAAAUUACAGCUGGACUGAUGAAUCCUUACAGCCACUUCAAAUCUCUCAAUCUGAGCCACUGCAAUCUGACUGAUAACUGCUGCUCACAGCUUGCGUCAGUUCUUUCAUCAACGGACAGCCCGAUCAGGGAGCUUGAUCUCUCUGACAACGACAUCCAGGAUAAGGGAACAAAGAAACUCUGCACUGGACUUAAAAGUACUCAAUGCAUGCUUGAAAAAUUAGCACUUGCAAACUGUAACAUUCACUCAAGAGGUGUUUCAUACCUGACUGCAGCGCUGAUGUCAAACCCACGGUAUCUUACUGAGCUGCUUCUGAUAGGCAACAAGCUGACCAGUUUGGACAUCACCAACCUCAUUGAGUUAACCAAGAGAAAGGAAUACGCAUUGCAUACUUUAGAUGUCUCGGAAUACUGAGGUGUUAAAAGGCAAAGAUGAGUGAUUCAGGAGGCGGUAGCAUACAGUAUUUUGGGUAAAUAAGACUAGACUUUCACUAAAGAUGACAUCACAUCAUUUACGCGCGUAACAAAUGAACCUGCAUUUUAUGUUUCACGUUUCAAGUGAGAUUAAAUUCAAAUAUAAUGUUAAUACUGUUAGUUAAAACAACUUUGAUUCACAGAGUAACGCUCCGUCCAAAGCAGUCUGUCUCCCUGCCUGCACAGAACGCAUGAUGUGAUAUAUUUGCAAUCUGGCUGUUCAGACUGUGGUCGCAUUGCAAAACAUUCGAUACAUAUCCAAUCUUGGACCACAUAUAAAAGCGACCCAAGUUGGACUUGAGAAAGAUCAAAAUUGAGCCUUUUAGACGGUCAUACAUUGCAUGGAGGUUACAUAGGGGCAACAAUUCCAAUCUGGGUUGCAUUUGCCUAGCCUAAAUGACAAAAUAAUCCAAAACUAUCAGCAUGUUCGCAAACAGAGCAAAAUAGCUUAAUUUAUUAUGAGUAGCGGUCAGAGUGGCAUUAAGAGCCACGUGUGUGGCAUAAGCAUGUCAUGCAGAUUACUCUCCUUCCAUCUUACAGUGGAAUGUUAAUUGUUUGGCGCAACAAAGAGCAAGACACAGGUUCGCAGUUAUAACAGGUCCAAAUUACUUAACUUGAAAUAGAAGAGUGUAAAUUAUUUGUUGACAAACAAGAUUAUUCCUCACUGGUUAUGUUAGAGUGGUGCUCACUCUAACUUAUUUGCAAGAACCACACGGGAGACAGUAUGCCCUUUUAGCACUUGCAAGUGGAGAAAACAUUCGUCACUGUGCAUACAGCCAUGUUCGAACGAAGUCUGACUUUCGUCUGUUGCAAGAGAGUAUUUAUUGAGAGAAAGCAGGGUGGGAGUGACAGGUUUGGUGAAUCCCCGGCAUCUGGUCAGAUCAGCGCAGGGGGUGUUUUACGAUCUAAUGUGAACAGAACAACUUUGAUUGCUUUGUCUGCAGCUGGUCAAUCAAGCAGAGGAUGCAACCACUUUAUUUUACUGCGUUGUGAGAGCAGGACAAGUUUGGUUAAUCAUUAUAGUCUACAUUCCAACA